CGUCUGUUUUUGAAUACUAGCAGCCUCGCUUUGUGGCGUGUGUUUAUUGCCAAGUUGUCGUCGCCGUCAUGUCUUUUUCGAGGGCACCUGUAAAACGAUUUAAUGAAGAUAUUGGCUGCGCCCCUGCACCUGGUACAUACGAUGUGAAAUCAGGCGAAGCCAAGGGUGCUGCUUCCUUUCUAAAAGCGCAGCGCUUCAAACCCUUGAAAGUCAACCCAGCAUCACCUAGACUUGAAGUUCCUCCUGCGUCCCCUAUUCGUCGAACCAUGUCAGUGGAUGGAUUGGUUGAUGGGUCCAGUGCCAAGAAAGAGAAGCCACAUGUAUCCAUGCAGAUGAAGCAACAGAAACUGUUGGAGAAGGAGAUCCGGUCGCUGGUGCAGCAGCGUGGGGAGCAGGACCGGCAGCUGCUGGUGCUGGAGGAGGAGGUGAAGAAGCUGGAGGCCAAGCUGCUGGUGGCCACCCGGGAGAAGACCGGCCUGGCAGCCAACGUCGCCUCGCUGGAGAGGCAGCUGGCCGAACUCAAGAAGACCAACGACUUCCUCAAGAACAAGUUUUCUGCCGACACAUCAAAGAAAAAGAUCCAUGCCCUCAGUACAGAAUUGAUGGAAGCAAGAAACAAACUAGAUGCAAAGGACAAGGAAUUGAGCUUCCUCCAAAUCAACAUGGAGGGCAAAGUGAAGGUUUUGGAGACAGAUCUGCAAACAUCCAGGGCCACUCUUACGGCCCUUAAAGAGAGAAAUGACGACCUGGAGUAUCUACACAGGGAGACAAAGACCCAGAACGAGGAGCUGGAGACGGAGGUGGACAAGCUUCACGCUGUGAUUCUGGAACUGCGCGAGGAGAUCAAGAUUAUUCAGGAAUAUCUGGAUACUGCCAAUGAGGAAUUACUGGAUCUGCGCGGCAAGCUGAGGGUGUCGGAAGAGGCGCUGAGGAGGUUCGAGCAGCAGAAGGAGAGCAGUAGCGAGGAGCUGGAGGCCUCCCAGAGUGUCGUGCGGCAGCAGGAGCAGGAGCUGGCGCGGCUGAGGGUGGUGCUGAGGAGGACUGAGGAGGAACUGGACCAGCAUGUGGCCCACCUCGGGGAACGCUGCCUCAUGAUGGAAGUCGAGAGGGCUCGCACCCAGGAGGAGGGCAUACGGCGCGUGGAGGAGCUGAAGUCGGAGAUCAGUACCCUGGAAGAGGGCAGGCAGGCGGACCAGAAGGAGCUGGAGACGCUCAAGGAGAUCCAAGGAGUCAUGACCGCCCAGCUGGAGCAGGAGAAGGAGCGUAACCAGUCACUGAAAGACACCAUUGAGCGGGAGUGGGGGGUGGCGUCGGAGGAGCGGCAGCGCCUGGAGGCCGAGCUGGAGGAGGCGCUGGACGAGCUGUCCAACCUGGAGGCGCAGGAGCAGCGGGGGGAGGAGGAGCUGAUGAGCCUGCGGGGCUGCAACCAGGAGCUCCAGGCCGAGCUGGACGACGCCCGAGAGCAGCUCGACAGGCUGGUCCAGUCUGUGGAGGAACAGGGAGGGGAGGCGCAGGAGCGUGUGCGGGCCCUGGAGGAGGAGGUGGCGCGCCUGAACCAGGCCCUCCUGGAGGAGCAGCAGAGGCAGGGCAGCCUGCAGCAGACGCAGGAGAAGGCCAGGGAGGAGUACGCCAGAAUGCUACUGGAAGCCCGAGCGAAGCUUGACGAGAAGGAGGAUGAGCUGGAGCUUGUGCGGGACGCCCACAGCCGUGCCUUUAGCGAGCUGCAGGGGGAGCUAGACCAGCAGAGGGAGAAGCUGCAGAGCACCAUGGCAGAGCUGGAGAAAGAGAGGGAGGAGAGGAGUGCCACGGUCAAGCAUCUGGAGAGGGAAAGAAGUCGCAUCAUUGAGGAACUAGACAAUGAAAAGAAGCUGAGAAGUUCCUCUCUGGAACAGCUGACGGAGGAGAGGGAUGCCGCUAUGGAACAGUUGAGGAAAGAGAAGGCUGAUGCUGUGGAACAGCUUGAGAAAGAGAGGUUGGGCAGGAUGGAUAAAUUGGAAAAGCUCGAUAAGGAGAGAGAUUAUCUGCAGGAGCAGCUGGAGAAAGAACGAGAGGAGAGGAGCAGCACGUUGGAACAACUUGAGAAGGAGAAGGUGGAGAGAAGUAGUGUUCUGCAGCAGCUGGAGGAGGAGAGGGUUGAGAGAAGUUGCACUUUGGAACAGAUGGAAAAGGAGAGGAAAGAUCUGCAGGAACAGCUGGAGAAGGAGAGGGAGGAGAGGGCCAUCGCCUUGGACCAACUCGAGAAGGAGAAGGAAGAGAAGGGUAUUACCUUGGAACAGCUGAAGAAGGAAAAAGAGGAGAGAACCAUCGCCUUGGAACAAUUUGAGAAAGAGACGGUCGAGAGAAGUAGUGCCAUGGAGCGGCUGGAGAAAGAAAGGGUGGACAGAACCGCUGCCUUGGACCAGCUUGAGAAGGAGAGGAACGGUAUCCAGGAGCAGUUGGAAAAGUUGACUGAAGACCACACCAGUACCAUUGAAGAGCUAGAAAAAGAAAGGGUGGAGAAAAACAGCCUGGUGGAGCAAUUUGAGACGGAAAGGAUCCAUUUUCAGGAGCAGCUGGAUAAGGACAGGCAGGAAAGGAGCAGCUUUCUAGCCCAGUUGGACAGCGAGAGGAGUAGCGCCCUGGAAGAGCUUACGAGGGAGAGAAACGAUAUUCUGACCCAGUUGGAGAGGGAAAAGGAGGAACGACAGGAGGAGCUGCAACAGCUGGAAAAAGAGAAGCAAAGUUUCCAGCAGCAACUGGAGACGGAGCGCAAAGAGAGAACCACUCUCCUUGCUCAGCUGCAGAGCGAAAACGGCAGCACGCUGGAAGAACUGAGGACGGAGAGAAGCAAAGUCCUCGCUCAGCUGGAGAAGGCGAAGGAGCAGCACGUCAGCAUCCAGGCCCAGCUGGAGAAGACGAAAGAGGAGAACAGUCACAUCGUCGCCCAGUUGGAGAAGGAGAGAGGGGAGAGGAGCGCCGUGCAAGCCAAGCUGGAAAAGCGUGAGGAGGAGAGAAGCUCCGUCCUGGCUCAACUGGAGGAGGUGAUUGAAGAGAAGACCCGGCUGGAGCAGAGGAGGCGGGAGUCUGCGGAGGGCCGCAUGGCCGAGGCCGUCCUCCUGCAGGCCCAGGUGGAGGCGCUGCAGAAGGGGCACGUGGAGCUCCAGAGGCGGCUGGAGGAGGCACAGGAGGAGAGGGAGGCUCUUAGUGGCUGCGUCCGGUCCUUGGAGGAGGAGAGGGAGACUCUGCAGAGGCGGAUGGAGGAGGAACGGGAUGUGAUGGAGACCAGACUGGCCCAGACUGUUGAACAGAGUUCCAACGAAGAAGAAGUUGAAAGGUGGAGAACCCUUUACGAAGAGCUGUAUGCCAAAGUUCAGCCAUUCCAGGAACAGUUGGACAUGUUUGCAGCGGAGCGUAGCGCGCUACUGAGUGAGAAGGGGGCAACGGAGGGGGAGCUGACGCGGCUGGCGGACGCCUACGCCAACCUGAUGGGCCAUCAGAACCAGAAGCAGAAGAUCAAGCAUGUCAUCAAGCUCAAGGAGGACAACUUCAACCUCAAACAGGAGUUGUCUAAGCUCAGGAUACAGGUAACCAAGCAGAAGAAGGAGCUGGAGAACCUGAAGCCAAAGCAAACGCCGCGCUUCGACCCCAGCAAAGCCUUCAAGCACGACCACAAGGAGAACGAGCGCCCCACCACUACUACCACCCUCAGAUCCUCUGGUAACAGACUUUAAGUCAUGGGAUGUCUGGAGGUCAAGGAAUAUUUUAAUGUAAUGUUUUACGUUUUUAAAAAUGAUGUUUUUCUUUUUUUUUACAUUAUCUUGUAAUAAAGUAGUUUUAUUGUA
Molecule: messenger RNA, 3821 nt
Organism: Engraulis encrasicolus (European anchovy)
Lineage: Eukaryota; Metazoa; Chordata; Actinopteri; Clupeiformes; Engraulidae
Gene: hmmr
Product: hyaluronan-mediated motility receptor (RHAMM)
Exons: 18
Coding region: 69-3710 (1213 amino acids)
Cellular component (GO): membrane
Molecular function (GO): hyaluronic acid binding
Source: RefSeq, a predicted model, not a curated record